Messenger RNA from Hyla sarda, 2107 nucleotides. RefSeq names its product relaxin-3-like. The transcript is spliced from 2 exons. NCBI's taxonomy places the organism in Eukaryota, Metazoa, Chordata, Amphibia, Anura, Hylidae. Gene Ontology annotation, molecular function: hormone activity. Gene Ontology annotation, cellular component: extracellular region. The record is from RefSeq and is a predicted model, not a curated record. The coding region runs from base 51 to 518 and encodes 155 amino acids.
GGUCUGUUGGAACAUUCAGCAGGUCAGGCAAAAACAUCAUAUCAAGAACCAUGUGUCUCCGUUUCUGCUUCUGUUUCCUGCUCAUUGCCUAUAUUAAAAUCAACUCAUGCCAGGCAUUGGAAGUGGCAGAUGGUGGGAUAAGGCUGUGUGGAAGAGAUUUCAUUCGGACCGUUGUUAUGUCAUGUGGAGGAUCCCGGUGGAAGAGAUAUUCACCUGAGCCUGGGCAAGAAAGGCUUAACCCUUACCAUGAUUUCCUGGACUGGUUGAAUAGAGACACCUUUGAGGAUCCUGACCGUCUGAAUUCAGUUUAUGGAGAUACCCAUAGAGCUGCAAAUACUCCCUAUUCCUCCCUGCAGAAGAAUGAUCCAACUCUGGAACAGUUGCAAGGUGCCCUAUAUGAUCCUAUAGCAAAUGAAGAACAGCAAGGUGUUGGUCUGCGGAUGAAGAGAAGUGCAGGACCUGCUUUAUCCUGCUGUCAAAGAGGCUGUACCAAGACUGAACUUAUGAAGUUCUGUUAAUGUGGCUUUCAUGCAGUACAUAUUUACACUGAGUAUAAAGCACUUUGCCAUCUCUGUUAAGAUCUGAUUUUCUAUUCUUAAAGGGCAUCUGAAAGCAGGGUUGCCCAUAUUAACCUACUGGUACUGGGUGAUGCUGAUCACAAUUAUGUUUUUUUUCUUCUACAUCGUGCAGUUAGGGAAAUAUGGACAAAAAUUUGAACAUGCAAAUGAGUUUGUUAGGUGCUCCGGGGGUGUUCCGUAAACCCUAAUUGCACUGUUAUGCCCAAUGGCAGAUCCUGUAAGAAAUCCCCCUAAUAAAUAUGCAUAAGCGUCCUCAGCAGUGACGUAGCUGCUAUGUGCUGUGAGAUCCCGCGUUUGCAGAUGAAAAUGUUUAUGCAUACCUAUUACGGGGUGUUCAUACUAGACCAGCUGGAUGGGCAUAGCAGUGCACUUAGAGGCUAGGAAAUGCCCCCAGUGCUCCAAACCUACUCAUUUACCUAUUACUUUAUUUCUCCAUAAUGGCGCAACAAAGGCAUCAUUAUGCCUGUACUGUCACCCAAUACUAGCAAGUUAGCAUGGGUGACCCUGCUGUAAGAUUCCUUUUAAAGGGGUGUUCUGGACUAUCACUUUAAUGAGAACUCUGUUGCAGAAACCCAGCCCAGCCACUACACAAUAAAUAGGGCCUGUGACAUGGAAGGAAACUACUUCCGAAGAUCUUCUCACUGCCAUAUAAAUGCUUAAAUGAGCCUAUUAAAUGAGCCUAAACAAUUUACAGUAUAACCACACACAUACAUUUGUUGACAUAAUCUCUGGUACUCUCCUAUUCAUCCAUAUAAGAACUUGCAGAAAUUCAAGCACAUGUUGCAGAAACAACCCCUUUCACAUGUAUGAAAUUUCUGCAACAAAUCUUCUGUGUGAACUUAAUGGAAACGCGUCAUCACUUUCGUGCUGCCUGAACCACUAGUCAUCUUGGUGGUCUCAGUGGCUUCUACUUGCCCCACCAGUCUUGAUAGAUCGCUCCCUAUACAAAGAGAGAUCUAUCAAUCAAGGCCGAUGGGGUAGGAGGAGGCUGCCAGGGACCACCCUGAUAACUCAUUGUUCAGGCAGUAUAGAACUGAUGUCAGGUUCCAUUUAAUGCUGCUCACUAUGCACCAAGAUGACCAGGAAUUGAGUCAAUAAUAGUUAAACCUAAUUUUUAUGUUCAACUAAAAUGUGUUGCCCAAACAGAUUGAGGACAAUAUUAAAAUUGCAAGAGUUCAUUGUCAGAUAUUGGAAAAACUGAUGCUGUUUGGAAGAACAGUUUGUACAUGUAAGAUCACAUUAGACUACAAUAAGAUCAGGAGGAAACAACUCUUCUUCUAGUCAUAAGGUUUAAACGUGAGUCCCGCUUCAUAUUACAGUACACACCUUUAUUUUACAGUUCAGAUCUGAAUUAAUUUAGAAGCCUUUACAGAGUUUCAUAAAAAUGUAAAUCACCCAAUUGAUUUUCCCAAAGAAAAUGUAUUUUUGCUUUCCUGUACUCCAUGUAUCCUGUUUCUCUUCCUUUAUUCAUCUAUAACUAAGUCCUAACAUAAUACAGCACAUGAAAUAAAGACUGCAUAGAACUAGAA